AUGAUCAUCUGUGGACCUGUCCGGUCCAACAGGCAGUUUGAACCCUGCCUUGCAAUACUUAAGGGGGAGGGCUUUCCCUCUAGGAUUCUUCCCCCCAGAGAUUAUUGCCAUACAAACCUGUUAUCCUUACUUAAAUUAAGUCUUCUCUCCUCGCUUGCGACAUCACUGAUCAGAUCGGAUUACUACACGAGUGAUCAUUCUUCUCAACUCGCUUGUGUCCAUUCCAAGUUUGCUGCGAUCUGUUCAGAAUUGUCAACUCAUCACACCUUUCUCUGUGUUGCUACAGAAAUCGCGACGAUCGGGACUCCGUUCUUACCUAAGUUCAGUUUACAAACGCGCAUGUCGACUCCUUCCAAUAAGUCCGUUUCUACGACUGCUCAGCCUAAACAAGCUCCUACCACGGAACCAAUUUCGGCUUCUCAUCCAUCAAAGGCUCCUAAGAAACCUGCAGCUAGAGUCCACAAGAAAGCUAAAAAGCCGAUCAGUCCAGAAAUCGUACCGUCAGAGUGGGACACGAGUUCCGCAGAAGAAACUAAGUCAGACAAACCUAAAGCGAAGUCCUCGACGGCUCCGGAAUUAAAGAAGUCUUCGACGACUGCGGAUCCUUUCAAGAGCAAGAAACCGAUCGAUCAGCUCAUCGAUAAAGAAGUUCUGAAGAACAUUCACAUUCAGAAGUCGACUCACGCACUAAAAGCACCGGUUCCUCAACAGGCUCCUUCCGUUAUCAGUAAUCAACCGAACCUAGCCGCUGUUUCGACUGAGAACCGAUCUGUAGAUCCGGUUGUUUCCAAGACUGCCGUCGAGCACGAGGAAUCGAAAUCGACUAGACCUGAAAAGAACUUCUUUGCUCCGUCUUUUCCGAAGGUUUCGAGCGACUCUACAAUUCAGAAAAAGAUCGAGAACUACUUUGUUCCUCAAGGAAGAACAACUCGAUCUAUCUCGUCGGCAUCGUCGAUCCUUCCUAGCGCUUCGUUCACGACUGAACCAUACGAGCCGGCUGACAGUAGCGACUUAGACGUCAUUACCGGAGCCACCGCCCAGCUCUGGUCGAAGCCCAAGACUUCAAAGGCGCCCCUCGCGGACGACAUUCUGCGAAGGUAUCGCCCGUCGUUUCAUCCGCUUCUUCAAGCGGUGAAACUCCAGCAAGAAUAUUACCGCAGAGCGCUGGAGACGAACGACGAGGAUCAGAAGAUCGUGGCUCUGAGAGCCGCCUCGACGGCUCAAACCGACCUCCUCAGGGUUAUGAACCUGGAGGAAUUUCUUACUCUAUUCGAGAAAUGGAAUCCGGUAGCGGAGUACCAAGACUACCUGACGGGACAGACGGGCAAGGAUUACUGGAAGAAAGAGGGGAUCCCGACGACUCCCUCCCAAGCCCCAGAGGACGUGAUGAGACCACCGGAAGAGAACCAAGAACAACCGACGAUCAACUCGUCCGAUCAACCUCCGGCCGCGAUGAACCAUCCUCAGGGAGGGUACUACUACCCCCCGACGAAUCCGCAAGCCCAGCAGCCGUACUGGAAUCAACCGAGCUAUCCAGUGACAGCUCAGGGUUACCAGUACCAUCCUCCGGCAAAUUACCAUCAUCCGACGAGUGGCCAAGCUCACCCAGCGUCGGCGACAGGCGGACCGACCACUUUCCAGUCCAAUCAAAACAGAAACCGCAGAAGGAAUUCCAACCGCAGGCGCAACCAGAGUCACAGAGGUCCCGAUUGGCUUCCCAGACCUGGUCCCAACCGAGCCCCUCAGAACUCGAACGCAGGGAGCAGCAGAGAAGCGAGAAGACGAUCUCAUCAGCUCUCGAUCCAUCGAGAGAUGAUUCGUCUCAACAGGACCACCCAGGCCCAAUUCCAAGCCUUGGAAUCGAUGCGAGACCAGAACGCCGGGUGA
This is a messenger RNA of Puccinia graminis f. sp. tritici CRL 75-36-700-3, 1887 nucleotides long. RefSeq lists its product as uncharacterized. The coding region runs from base 1 to 1887 and encodes 628 amino acids. NCBI's taxonomy places the organism in Eukaryota, Fungi, Basidiomycota, Pucciniomycetes, Pucciniales, Pucciniaceae. The transcript has 5 exons. The record is from RefSeq and is a predicted model, not a curated record.